Phyllopteryx taeniolatus (common seadragon) is the source of this 2699-nucleotide messenger RNA. RefSeq names its product solute carrier family 15 member 2 (gene slc15a2). Gene Ontology annotation, cellular component: membrane. NCBI's taxonomy places the organism in Eukaryota, Metazoa, Chordata, Actinopteri, Syngnathiformes, Syngnathidae. The transcript has 21 exons. Bases 127 to 2322 code for a protein of 731 amino acids. Gene Ontology annotation, biological process: transmembrane transport; oligopeptide transport. The record is from RefSeq and is a predicted model, not a curated record. Gene Ontology annotation, molecular function: dipeptide transmembrane transporter activity.
ACACACACAGACAGUACCGGUCACGUGACAUAUUUAAAGAGCUGCAAAACAAACGUCAACAAGAGGACGGGUUUUGGGGGCUUCUACAUCUCCUCUGCAUCAACUGUACGCACGUCGCCGCUCAACAUGAACAAGAAACUGUGCGGGACAAACUACCCGACUAGCAUCUGCUUCAUCGUCGUUAACGAGUUCUGCGAACGUUUCUCCUACUAUGGCAUGAAAGCGGUGUUGACGUUGUACUUCCUGACGUACUUGGGCUGGGACCACGACCUUUCCACGGCCGUGUACCACGCCUUCAGCAGCCUGUGCUACUUCACGCCCGUCCUCGGGGCCAUCAUCGCUGACACCUGGCUCGGGAAGUUCAAGACCAUCAUCUACCUGUCGUUUGUCUACGUGUUGGGUCAUGUGAUCAAGUCGGUUGGCGCUGUUCCCACGGUGGGAAGCAACAGCGUGCACAUGUAUGGAUGCCCGUCGACCAUAGACAGCUCGAGCCGAUCGCCGUUGAUUGACAGGCUCUGUGUAUGUGUGCGUUCUAGCGCUCUGUCCAUGACAGGUCUGAUUUUGAUCGCCUUUGGAACGGGCGGAAUCAAGCCGUGCGUGGCCGCCUUCGGGGGCGACCAAUUCGAGAACCAGCAUGCCAACGAAAGGAUGAAAUUCUUCUCGAUUUUCUACAUGGCAAUCAACGCUGGCAGCCUCCUGUCCACCAUCAUCACGCCCAUCCUCAGAGGAGACGUGCAGUGCUUUGGCGGCGACUGCUACGCUUUGGCCUUCGGCGUGCCCGCCGCUCUCAUGAUGGUGGCGUUGGUUGUGUUCAUGUCGGGCAGCAGCCUCUACAGGUGCAAUCCCCCACAGGGCAACAUCUUGAUGGAGGUCUGCAACUGCGUCGGGUUUGCCAUCAAGAACCGCUGGAGGAGAUCCAAGUACGAGUCGAGCAGGAGGCACUGGCUGGACUGGGCCGAUGAUAAGUACUCGAAGCGUCUGAUUGUGGAGAUCAAAAUGGUUCUGCGGGUUCUGGUGCUCUACAUCCCUCUUCCGAUGUUCUGGGCUCUGUUCGAUCAGCAGGGUUCCCGCUGGACGCUGCAGGCCACCCGGAUGAACAUGGCCUUUGGAGACGCCUUCUCCAUCAAACCCGAUCAAAUGCAGACGUUGAACGCGCUGCUGAUUCUGGUGUUUGUUCCCGUGUUCGACCUCCUCAUAUACCCGCUGGUCGCCCUCUGCGGGAUCAACAUCACGCCGCUGAGGAAAAUGGCCGCCGGGAUGAUUUUUGCCGCGUUGGCAUUUGGUGCCGCCGCCCUGGUGGAGGUCCACGUGGUGAAAACGGAGGUGGCGCCAGCGCCGGCGGGCAAGUGUCUGCUGCAGGUCUUCAACCUGGCACCAGGGGACGUCCGUCUCCAUUUCCCUCAAGGCGACCCUUUUCCAGAGCCGCUCUCAUACCUCCAGGAUCCUCCUGAGUACCAGACGCUGCCACUGGGGGCGCCCCGCAUCAACAUGACCUUAGCGGUCCACCACGAGGGGGCCUCCGCUAACUGCAACGUCACCUUUGGCCAGCAGAAGGCGUACAGCCUCAUCCUGCACCCUGCUGACGCUGGAAUACGCUGCAGACUGGUGGAAGACCACAUCAAGAAAAACGACGAAGGUGCGCCUCUUCUCAGGUUCGUCAACACGCUGUCGGAGGCGGCCAACGUCACCGUGGGAGACGAGACGUUCCACGCCGGCGCCCGCUACGGCGUCUCCGCCAACAAGACCGUCCAGAGGGGCGAGUAUAAUAAAGCGAGCUGCAGAUUUGAGUCAAAGACUUGCCCAGACCUGGACCUCGGUCUCCUGGACUUCGGUGCCUCCUACACCGUGAUCCUUCUGCAGGAGUCUGGGAGGAUGACGACGCACAAGAUGGAGGACGUCCACGCCAACAACGUGCACGUGGUCUGGCAGAUCCCGCAGUACGUCCUCAUCACGGCGGGCGAGGUCAUGUUCUCCAUUACGGGCCUGGAGUUCUCCUACUCGCAGGCCCCCGUCAACAUGAAGUCGGUCCUUCAGGCCGGGUGGCUGCUCACCGUCGCCUUCGGGAACGUCAUCGUCUUGAUCGUGGCGGAGGGCGCGGGGCUCGAGCAGUGGAAGGAGUUCCUGCUGUUCUCGGGUCUGCUGCUGGCCGUGUUCAUGGCGUUCUCGCUCAUGGCUCACUUGUACACGUACGUGGACCCGAAGCAACUGGACAAGAGCUACGCCAGCGACCACAACGACCAACGCGGUGCCCAUGACGACGACGACAGCAACGACACGCUCAACAAGAACAAACAAGAAGCGGAGCUCAACACCAGACUUUAACCGCAACCGCCUUCACGAUUUGAAUGAAUUAUGAGCAAAGAAAUGGGAACAUUUUAUGUGGUGCUUUUCCCCAGAUGCUAAUUGUUAGCAUGAAAGGCUAAUUGUAGAUUUUACACACAUUUUUAACUUUUUUGUUUUUCAGACUUCUGUGUAGCACACUGCCAUCAUCCCCCCAAAAUUACAACUACAGUACCGUGAAAAAGUAUUGGGCCCCUUCUCAAAUUCGUAUAUUUUCGCAUAGUUUCCGCACUUAUGUUUAAGAUUACCACACAAAUGUAAAUACUUUUUCAUGGCACUGUAUUCUAAUGGGCGGCACGGUGCCCGACUGUGAUGUCUAAAGUAAACUUGAGUGUAGCUGAGGCUCACUGAUGAUUUAA